AUGUCACGUCCUUCUGAGGCACGACCUGUACGAGUAGCUAACUGCUCUGGCUACCAUGGCGACCCAGCGUUCGAAAUGUAUCGCCAGGCAACACUGGGUGAUGUUGACUUCAUCACUGGCGAUUAUCUUGCAGAGGUCAAUCUGGCCAAUAACGCACAAGCUUGGAGGAAUGGAAAGCAUCCGGGUUAUGAACCGACCGCCUGGGACGGCCUUCGACAGACGAUCGAUGUCAUUGCGCAAAAGGGCAUCCGAGUGGUGAUCAACGGGGGUGCUUUGGAUCCCAAAGCUCUUGCAAUAAAAGUGGAGGCAUUGGUUUCGGAAAAAAACCUCAAACUUCGCGUUGCCUAUCUCUCGGGGGAUGACCUCUAUCCAGCUCUUGGUCCCAAUAUGCCCACCACAAAAGAGAAACUACGUCACCUAGACUCCGUAAAUACCUCCACAGUUCCAGCUGAGCUCACUUAUGCGUUCCUCGACAACGGUGGGGUCCCAGUUCCCAUGGUCUCUGCACAUGCAUAUCUCGGAGCUCGAGGAAUUGUCGAUGGUCUCCGGCAAGGAGCUGACAUUAUCAUCUGUGGCCGAGUGGCCGAUGCCAGCCCCGUUAUUGCUGCCGCUUGGUUCUGGCAUGAUUGGUCUGACACAAAUUAUGAUGAGCUUGCGGGAUCCUUGAUCGCCGGUCACCUCAUUGAAUGCUCAGCUUACGUGACUGGUGGCAAUUUCGCCGGCUUCGAUAAGUAUGAGCUGGACAAUCUUGUUGCACCAGGCUUCCCGAUCGCCGAAAUCGCGACCAAUGGCUCAUGUGUGAUUGCUAAACAUCCCGGGACAGAUGGAUUCAUCAACGUGGAUACCAUUCGCUGUCAGUUCUUAUACGAAUUACAGGGAAAUACGUACCUCAACAGCGACGUUAGCGCCCAUAUCGCCGAUGUGCGCGUUGAAAAAGUUGGAGAAGAUCGCGUAUCUGUAUCUGGCAUUAGAGGAUCACCGCCACCGUCAACCACAAAAUGCGCAGUCUUUUAUCAAGGAGGAUAUGAGGCCCAGCUCCUCCUCAAUGCGACUGGAUAUGGUACUGCCAAGAAGUGGGAUCUUCUGGAAAGGCAACUCCGUCACUUUAUUCCAGUAGAAACUAUGAACGAUCUCGAAACAUUGGAAUUCCAAAGAGUUGGAGUUCCUGCUCAAAACCCAUGCUCUCAGUUGGAGAGCACGACCUAUCUCCGAGUUUUCAUUACUUCUCGGAAUGAGAAAACCGUAGCUGUGGUGGCAAAGGCAAUGGGAAAUAUCUCUCUGAAACAUUUCUCUGGUUUCCAUGCGUCAUUGGAUAUGCGAACCGCCAUUCCACGACCUUUCCUUGCAUACUAUCCUGCCAUGAUCAAGCAAUCGGAUAUCAAUGAGACAAUUAACUUCAUUGACGGAUUCGAUAAGAUCCCUUCGUUCGGAACUGGGCACCCACCCCGAUACGAAGAACUCGGCAUCCGAGAUAACUAUGACCCCAAGAAUCCACAAAUGUACACUUGCAACACUAGACAGAUGCGCCUGGGGGAUAUCGCGCUCGGUCGGUCAGGUGACAAGGGAGGGAAUCUUAACGUGGGUUUCUUUCCUACGAAUCCCGCCCAUUGGCCCUGGCUUCAAGGUUACCUGACUAGGGAGCGUAUGCGCCAGCUCCUUGGUAAAGACUGGCAUGAUAGCUUCUUCAUUGAGCGUGUUGAGUUUCCUCAUAUCCAUGCAGUGCACUUCGUUGUUUAUGGGGUUUUGGGCCGUGGUGUGAGCAGUUCUAGCCGCCUGGAUGGGUUUGGAAAAGGCUUCUUGGAUUAUGUCCGGGAUAAAUUUGUUGAGGUCCCUGUUGAUAUUCUCUAG
Messenger RNA from Penicillium atrosanguineum, 1848 nucleotides. RefSeq names its product acyclic terpene utilization AtuA family protein. NCBI's taxonomy places the organism in Eukaryota, Fungi, Ascomycota, Eurotiomycetes, Eurotiales, Aspergillaceae. The transcript is spliced from 7 exons. The coding region runs from base 1 to 1848 and encodes 615 amino acids. The record is from RefSeq and is a predicted model, not a curated record.